AUGAAUGUUAUACGGUUGGCGGUACAUACGGCCCUGUGCCUCUAUGCUCUGCUGUCACCGACCGAUGGUUUCCGAAUUCUGAAGUGGGCCCAGAUCUUCUUCUGUCUUCAAUACGUCGCCCACGAGAUCUAUCGUAUCAUUAUUUUCCCCAAUUUCUUCUCGCCGCUCCGCCAUCUGCCUGGGCCGAAGGACCACAACCUCCUGCUAGGGCAGGAGUUGAAGAAAUUCAGGGCUGAGAGCCCCGUCGGUGUCCAGCUAGAGUGGUCGCGCAAAUGGCCCGACGCGCCCUUCAUCCGGUACCUCUCCAUCGCCGGCAAGGAAGCGUUGCUGGUGAACAGCUUAGCUGCGCACAAAGCCGUGCUUCAAAGUCAUGUCUACGAUUUCGUCAAGCCACCGUUCUUCGCCCGCUUGGUGGGUGAGAUCGCGGGAACAGGUUUGUUGUUCGCGGAAGGGGAGCAUCACAGGCACCAGCGAAAGCUACUGGCUGGUCCGUUCUCGGUUCCGAGCAUGAGGAAGAUCGUGCCCGUCUUUCAGGACGAAGCGAAAAGCCUGUCCGAAGUAUUCGAUAGCGCGAUGGGGACCGGCUCACGCGCCUCUAUUGAAGUGACCGAUGUCUUGUCCAAGUCAACCAUGGAUACAAUAGGUGUAACGGUCCUAGGGAUUGAGCUAGACACCCUGUCAUCCAUCUACCCUGUGGGAUUCAAUGAGUUAUACCAUAGGAUGCUUCAACAAGGACCCCUAGGCACGCUGAUAUGGGUCAUAAACGCCUUCCUCCCUAUUCGACGAUUCAUUCCUCUAGAGGCCAACCGGAAAUUCAUCCAGGCCAGCAGCGACCUUAGGAGGAUGUUGCGAGAUAUCAUUGAGAAGCGCACGACAGACUUGAGUGACGGGACAUUCAAGAGGGAAGUAGGCGAGUCCCGAGAUCUUCUCACAUACAUGCUCGAAGAGGCUGAAGCACAGCGACAACAGACGGGGAAAGAAACGUGGACUACUGACGACAUCAUCGGUCAUCUACUCAACUUCACAUCAGCAGGCCACGAAACCUCAUCAACCACGUUGACUUGGGCGCUCUACGUGCUGGCGACCAAUCAUGGCGUACAAGCCCGCCUACGAACCGAGAUUCAGACCCUGCUGAAGGCCAGCCCGAAGCCUAACUACGACGAGAUAAGCAGACUGCCAUAUUUGAACAACUUUGUGCGCGAAGUCCUCCGUGUGCACUCGCCACCCAUCAUGUCAUCUCGACAAGCAGCCAAAGACCUCGUGAUUCAGGGAGUCCACAUACCCAAAGGCACGCAGAUCGACCUCAACAUGCACAUCAUGCACCAGAACCAGGGGGUCUGGGGACCAGACGCAGCCGUCUUCAACCCAGGCCGAUGGGACCACCUGACAGGUGACGCGGCCAGCCCCUACGCAUUCGAGCCGUUCAUCCAGGGGCCACGUAUGUGUCCCGGCAAGAACUUCUCUCUGAUAGAGAUGAAGGCAUUUCUUAUUGAACUUAUCAUUAAAUGGCGGUUCGUCGGUAUUGAGCGCUGGGAUGAUAAGACGGAUGGGGCAGAGAGGGAGCUGUUGACUGGCGGCGAGGAAGAGGUUGGGAGGGGAGUCAAGUUGGCAAAUCCGAGUGUAACAUAUAGACCCGCUGGUGGGUUGAUUGUGAGGUUCGAGAGAGUAUGA
Molecule: messenger RNA, 1671 nt
Organism: Anthostomella pinea
Lineage: Eukaryota; Fungi; Ascomycota; Sordariomycetes; Xylariales; Xylariaceae
Source: the annotation of a GenBank genome assembly